UUCAAAUAUGGCAGGAUCUUCUGGAGCAGCGCCGGAUUUUAGUGCUUAUGGAGCCACAGGAGGUGCAGUGAAUGAGGCUUACGGCUAUGGACAGCCCGCUUAUGGUGGGGCUGCUGCUCUAGGUUAUGGAUAUGGAACAUCUGCAUUUGGGGCAGCCUUUCCUGCCGACAUGAGUUCACCGUUGGAUGCUGAAAUUCAAAUUGUUUUGAGGGAAAUCCAUGGAGAGGUUCAAUUAUUAGAGCAAUCUGGUGAAUAUGGAGAACAAUUUAAGAAUGCAAGGCGUCUUUUGGCAACGGAAGCAACAAAACUUGAGAAUAACAUUGAUCCUGAAUGGCUUGAAGUUGAUAUAAAUAAACCUAUUAAAGUCACAAAGAAAAUUUUGGUUCCAAGUUUUCGUCAUCAAAAGUUCAAUUUUGUUGGUAAAGUUCUCGGUCCAAAGGGGACGACAUUGCAAAAUAUUGCCAAAACAUAUAAAUGUCAUGUUUACAUUCUUGGACGUGGAAGUACUCGUGAUAGAGCAAAAGAGCAGGAAUUGUUAGCAGGAGGCGAUCCACAAUACGCGCAUUAUGGCGGUCCUCUUCACGUCAAAGUUGAGACAACAGCUCCGCCAGCAGUAGCAUAUCAACGAGUUGCAGGUGUUCUCAAUGUUCUUUCGGAAUUACUUCAACCAGUCAAAGACACGCAUAUUGAAGGUAUCACAACUGAACCGAACCCAACAAAACAAGAUGACGACGGGGAAGGUAGCGGUGGUGAUGGAGGUGACGGUGAUAAGAAGAAUGGAGCAGAUUCUCCUGGAGGACCGAUGAGAAGUUCAAUACCUCCUCGAUCGCGCGGUGGUCAUGGUCAUGGAGGUGGUGGAGGAGGUUAUCCUCCUCGUGGUCGUUUAAGUGCUACUACUAAUAUGCUUCAGCGUGGUUUUAUUCCCCGAGGACGUGCUUCAAUGCCUGUCAAAACACAUUCUUCUGGAUUCAAACCGUAUUGA
This is a messenger RNA of Meloidogyne enterolobii, 982 nucleotides long. Lineage: Eukaryota; Metazoa; Nematoda; Chromadorea; Rhabditida; Meloidogynidae. The record is from the annotation of a GenBank genome assembly.